This is a messenger RNA of Dreissena polymorpha, 807 nucleotides long. RefSeq names its product piggyBac transposable element-derived protein 4-like. The transcript has a single exon. Lineage: Eukaryota; Metazoa; Mollusca; Bivalvia; Myida; Dreissenidae. The coding region runs from base 1 to 807 and encodes 268 amino acids. The record is from RefSeq and is a predicted model, not a curated record.
AUGCAACAGGUUCCAGAAGCUGGGCAGUACUUCCAUGUUGCGGACUGGUCGACUGAGCCAGGAAGAGGAGAGCCCGGAUACGACAAACUCUUCAAGGUGCGACCUGUAAUGGAGAGCGUCAGCCGGACAUUUCAGGACAUCAACAUGCUCAACAAGGAGGUCUCCAUUGACGAGGCCAUGAAUGCGUUUACCGGCCGCCUCAGCUUUAGACAGUAUAUGCCCGCCAAGCCAAAUAAGAGUGGAAUCAAGAUGUGGAUGCUUUGCGAUGCCAGGAGAGCCUUCUUUGCUCGUUUUGAGGUAAACCUGGGGAGACAAAAUAACCAGACGGAACACGGACUUGGCGACAACGUUGUGAUGAGGCUAGUGGACCACAUAUACCACUCCUUCCGCUGGUUGAUCUUCGACAACUUCUUCACAGUUAUACCUCUCAUGAAGGAACUCCUGGAGAAGGGCCUCUACGCCUGCGGGACUGUCAGGGUCAACAGGAAGGGAUUCCCCAGCCAGUUGAAGAAACCAGCAGAGGUACGACAGCGCAGAGACUUCAAGAUCAUGCAGAUGGACGACACCAACCUGACUGCCACAGUAUGGAAGGACACGCGACUUGUUCACCACUUGGUCACGUUGAGCGACCCUACCAUCAUUUUACCUGUACAGCGACGAUGUGGAGUCAACGUCCUGCAGCUACAGUCGCCACACAGUGUGAACGUCUACAACAUGUAUAUGGGUGGUGUCGACCUGCAUGAUCAGAACCGCGCUAAGAAUGACGUUGGGAGCUGUUCCAAGAACUACUGGCGAUACCUCUUCUGA